Messenger RNA from Striga asiatica, 1113 nucleotides. The record is from the annotation of a GenBank genome assembly. Lineage: Eukaryota; Viridiplantae; Streptophyta; Magnoliopsida; Lamiales; Orobanchaceae.
AUGGGCAUGUUCCCGGAGGACCACAGGAUUCACAUCCCCACGCUCAUCAAACUGUGGGUUGAUGAAGGAUUUGUGAAACCGGUGGCCGGUAAAAGCUUGGAAUCAAUUGCCAGAGAAGUGUACCUACAUGGUCUCGUCAUCAGAAUCUUGAUCUUGGUUCGUGAGUGGGGACCUACUCGAAGAAUAAAACGGUGUGCCAUCCACGAUCUCCUAAGAGGCCUGAUUUUGUUACAAGUCCUUGACUGUUUGAAAAAAACUAUGGGGAGUGAGGACAGUGAAUAUGAAGAAUUAGGACAAAAACUGUAUCAGAGCUUAUACGGCCGACGGUAUCUGAUUGUGAUGGAUGACAUUUGGGGUACGGACGCGUGGGAUGGGGUGAAGCGCUUCUUUCCCGAUAACAAAGACAGGAGCAAAGUGUUGUUAACCACUAGGCUAUCGAAUGUGGCUUUGCAGCUGGAUGGCCCAGACUACUUCCAAAUGCCUUUUCUGAAGGUGGACGAAAGUUGGAAUCUGCUGCGUAGGUGUGUGUUUCAGAAACAACAAGGGUGCCCGUCGGAAUUGGAAGAGAUUGGGAAGGACAUUGCCACGAAUUGCGGAGGCCUUCCAUUGUCAAUUGUCGUGAUCGGAGGACUCCUAGCAAAGUCUGAACGGACACGUGAAAACUGGCAACACGUUUUAGAAAAUUUAAGCUCAAUCGUGAAUUUAGAGGAAGACGAGCGUUGCUUUAGAAUACUAAAGUUGAGCUACAAUCAACUGCCGGUCCACCUGAAGCCGUGUUUUCUCUACAUGGGCAUGUUCCCGGAGGACCACAUGAUUCACGUCCCCACGCUCCUCAAACUAUGGGUUGAUGAAGGAUUCGUGAAAACGGUGGCCGGUAAAAGCUUGGAAUCAAUUGCCAGAGAAGUGUACCUACAUGGUCUCGUCAUUAGAAAUCUAAUCUUGAGCUUAUUUGGCAGACGGUAUCUGAUUGUGAUGGAUGACAUUUGGGGCACGGUGGCGUGGGACAGAGUGAAGCCCUUCUUUCCGGAUAACAACAAUGGUAGCAGAGUAUUGAUAACAACUAGACUAUUGAAAGUGGCUUUGCAACUGGAUGGCCCGAAUUACUUUCAGAUG